AUGUCUACGAAAGAAAUUCGAAUCCGCCCAGCAGGCUGGGAGAACGCUCCCGCAGAAGAGCGGUUCGCUCUCUCUGAUAUGGAUCACACGAUGCCGAAGAUCUAUGUCCAGAUAGUAGAGAUAUUUAGGCUCACACAACCCGUGGACAAGGCUGAGAUUGUGGACAGCAUGGCCAAGGGUCUGGAAUUUACCUUGAGUCAGUUCCCCAUCCUUGCCGGCGGCUUGAAGAUGGAUGCGGAGAACGGUCGAUUGUGGGUGACGAAAAAGAAGGAUGGUGAGGCUAGUCUGUUCGUGCAGGACUUGGAAGAGACUUUCCUGUCGUUCGAUGAGCUGGAUAGGACCGAUUUUCCCGCCGCAACUUUCAAAGGGCACUUGCUCUUGCCAAAAGCGGUGACAGAGAAACAGCUAUUCUCGCCUCUUGGGGAUAAUCAAAAAGACGAUCUCAUUAUAUCGACAUUCCAGAUCAACUUCAUCAAAGGCGGUCUUGUACUUGGUAUUGCUAUCCACCAUAACUGUUCUGAUGGCCCAGGAUGCGACGGGUUUCUCACUACUUGGGCGAGGAAUUCCAAAGCAGUGAUCAAUGGGACUGCCUUCGAAGUAGUUCCCCAUGGUACAAUGGAUCGAUCGCGUCUCAGUGCGAAGAAACCGGAAGCUGCGCGGUGGAAAGAACUUGACCGCAAGUUUCCUGUGCUCAAGGAUGGCGGUGGACCCCCUCCACCACCACCGGCUGAUUUCAAGAUGCCAGAAUUGGCUAUCCGGAUGUGGCAUUUCCCUAAGAGUAAGACGGAGCAACUCAAAUCUCAAGCGAUGGCGAAGACAGGAGAAAUCGCGCUUCCCCGCACGGAGCCAAUAAAGAUUUCCGAACUCAUCGCCGAAAAUAAUCUUCCGGAAAUUGCGCAAAGAGUGCGAAACUCGAUCAAGACCAUCACUCCACAGUACGUCGCUGAGCUACCUGAGUGGAUCGCAGGACUAGACGAUAGACGAUGGAUAAGCAUUAACAUGAGCUCGUUCCUGGGUAUGGACUUGGCGGGCACGAGCUGGCAAGGCAUGAAUGUAUACCAAAAACACGAUUUCGGUUUUGGUGUUGCGAAAGCCAUCCGGUUUCCGGAUCCCCAGUUCGAAGGCUAUGUUUUUGUAUACCCAAGCAGGGCGGAUGUCAAGGACAAUGCCGUCGACGAAGGUAUUGAGGUAUGUGUGUGCUUGGAAAAAGGAUGCCAUGAUCGAUUGAUGAAGGACACGGAGUUGCUCAGAUAUGCACAGCCUCGUGGUAGCUAG
Alternaria postmessia is the source of this 1275-nucleotide messenger RNA. RefSeq lists its product as uncharacterized. Gene Ontology annotation, biological process: secondary metabolite biosynthetic process. The coding region runs from base 1 to 1275 and encodes 424 amino acids. The record is from RefSeq and is a predicted model, not a curated record. Gene Ontology annotation, molecular function: acyltransferase activity, transferring groups other than amino-acyl groups. The transcript is spliced from 2 exons. NCBI's taxonomy places the organism in Eukaryota, Fungi, Ascomycota, Dothideomycetes, Pleosporales, Pleosporaceae.